Camellia sinensis is the source of this 606-nucleotide messenger RNA. The record is from RefSeq and is a predicted model, not a curated record. Lineage: Eukaryota; Viridiplantae; Streptophyta; Magnoliopsida; Ericales; Theaceae.
AUGAAGAACGUGGUGUGCGAUGUGCAUACUUCUCAUACUAAGCUUGGCAAACCAUUGGGAGCAACUGGAAUCGUUAGAGGAAGUGCAAAGGGAAGACGAAAAGGAAAAGGAAAAGGAAAAGGAAAAAUGCGCGGAAGUGGAGUUCAAGCCACUGAGGUCGAGGAUAUGCAAUUGUGCAUUGAUAGCAAAACAAAUAGUGGAGUUGACGACAGCAGUUCACCUGUGGAUGUUGAUGGUGUGGACAACGUGAACAAGGACUCGUUGACGAUGUUGGACAGCGAAGGGUUGUUAUCGGCGGAGGAACAAAAACUUCUUCACUAUGUAUUUGACGAUAGCAAAAAUGAAAUGGACAUUGUUGUUUCCAUGAAUCUUCAUGGACGGGCAUGUGAAGUUGGCACCCGGCGUGACAUGCGCACGCUCAAACAGGGGUCGUGGCUAUCCGACAUUGCUAUUAAUUUAGGUAAUGAUCUGUUUGGAUCAUUGUCUAGAAGAUAUGAUGAAUCAGAAAGAGGAAUAGCUGAUUUGGAGGAGGAUUUGAAGGAUUUAUACUUCUUUGAAGAGGAAGAUACAAGCAGUGUUCAGGUGGGAUGGUGGGACCCGAGCUAG